AUGUCCGAUCACGAAGAAUUGCUAGAGAGCGAGCCUCCGACCAUCGACCCUUAUGAGGUCUUGGGUCUUGAAAGAUCUGCAACGGCCGACGAGGUCAAGCAAGCAUAUCGAAAGGCUGCCCUUAAGCAUCACCCAGACAAGGUCCCUCAAUAUCAGAAAGAUGCCGCGCACGAGAAAUUCCAGGCCAUCGCAUUCGCAAAUGCCAUCCUCUCAGAUGCCGCCCGGCGCAAACGCUACGACGAGACCGGCUCCACCUCAGAAUCGAUCGUAGACUCAGAAGGGUUCAACUGGAGCGACUACUACCGAGAGCAAUUCAAGGAGUCUAUUUCGAGCGACGCCAUCGAAAAGUUUGCCAAGAAGUACAAGGGCUCCGACGAAGAAAAGGGAGAUGUACUCGAUAUCUAUGAAGACUGUGAGGGUGAUAUGGAUGCGCUGUACGAGAGGGUCAUGCUAAGUGACGUGCUGGAGGAUGACGAGCGCUUCCGCGAGAUCAUCGACAAGGCCAUCAAGAGCAAGAAGGUGCCUAGCUUCCCCGCUUACACAAAAGAGACCAAGAAGAAGCGAGAGACACGCACCAAGAAGGCUCGGGCGGAAGCUACAGAAGCCGAGGACUAUGCCAAGGAGCUCGGUGUACACGACAAGCUGUUCGGCGAGAAGAAGGGUAAGAAGAAGGCCAAAGGCAAGGGAAGCUCGGAGGACGAUCUCGCAGCACUGAUCCAGAAACGACAACAGGAUCGCUCAGAGGGUUUUCUGGAUCAUCUCGCUGAGAAGUAUGGUGCUAAAGAGAGUAAAGCGAAGAAGGGAAAGAAGCGACCCGUUGAGGAUGAGCCGUCGGAGGAGGCGUUUCAAGCAGCUGCUUCUCGUCUGAAGGGCUCUAAGAGGUCAAAACGCUAA
Molecule: messenger RNA, 894 nt
Organism: Fusarium sp. VM40
Lineage: Eukaryota; Fungi; Ascomycota; Sordariomycetes; Hypocreales; Nectriaceae
Source: the annotation of a GenBank genome assembly